Messenger RNA from Uloborus diversus, 1295 nucleotides. Its product is annotated as inactive tyrosine-protein kinase 7-like. Lineage: Eukaryota; Metazoa; Arthropoda; Arachnida; Araneae; Uloboridae. Gene Ontology annotation, cellular component: axon; plasma membrane. Gene Ontology annotation, molecular function: cell-cell adhesion mediator activity. Gene Ontology annotation, biological process: homophilic cell-cell adhesion; axon guidance; dendrite self-avoidance. The record is from RefSeq and is a predicted model, not a curated record.
GGCACAAUUGGAGAAUGCGCGCUGCAACGUAGGACGGUUAGUUUGUGUGCCUGAUUGAAAUGGCUUUUUAACCAGCACUUACAGCGACAUGAAAACUCUCUGCUUGAUCGCUUCGUUUAUCUGCAUAGCACUUAAUGUGAUUGCAGACCAAGACACGUUGUUCUUUAAUCCUCAACCUGAAGAUAUCACAGCUGUUGAAGGCUACAAUGCUACUCUUAAAUGUGGAGCUUCCAGUAAACGGAAUAUUACUUUCUAUUGGACCUUAGAUGGUGCGAGAUUGGAAAAUGACACCAGACGGCAUAUGGUUGGAAGCAAUCUAUAUAUCUCUCGAGUGAGUCCAUUAUAUGACAUCGGAGAAUUUAAAUGCGUGGCAACAAACGUCACCACGGGCCGCUCUAUAAUCAGCAGGGGAGCACAAAUUAACAUUCUAUGGAUAACUGAUGCAAUAACUGUUAUACCAACUGAAUCUUCUCUUGAACCAAAAGUAGGAGAUGAACUCAUUCUACGAUGCAAAUCGGAAGGAAAUCCUGAACCUCAAGUUACUUGGUAUCACAAUGGUGAAAAGCUGUUUAGGGGAGAAAAAGUGUCUUUAAAAGCUAACCAGUUGCAUAAAAUGAACCUUUCCUUGCUUGACAAUGGCGUUUACUCCUGUCGAAUUAUUAAUGAUGUUGGAUCAGUCAACAGUAGUGAAAAUUUUGCUCUGAAGUUAUCAGAUGCCGAAAGUCCUCAAAUUACUUUAAUACCGCAAAGUAAAGUGGUGAAAGAAAAUAAUUCUGCACUUUUUGAUUGUGUAUUUGAAAAUGCUGCUUCAACUGAUUGGUACUUUGAAUCAAAUGAACAUCAACUUUCAAAUGACACCAGAUAUGUUAUUUAUCCAAAUGGUACCCUUAAAAUUGUGUCAAUGUCAAGUGAUCUUGUUGGAUUAUAUAAAUGCCAAGGUGUGAGUAAGAAACCAGAUACAAUUCCUCAUCAAAAAUAUGUUGCAGAGUUGCAAAUAGCUUAUAUUGAUGACUUCUUGAAUGCUUUUGAUCCUCAUUUGAAUGCUGAUCAGAGUGUUGUAGUUACUGUUCAUGAAUCAUAUGAUGUAACAUGUCUCAAGCCAAAAGGUCUUCCACGUCCAAAAAUGUGGUGGGAAGAUCCUAAAGGUCAUGUAAUAAAUGAUAGUGGACAGAUUUAUGUUCAAGAUAUGAGACUGAUUUUUUCAGAAGUUCAAGAGACUGAUGCAGGGGAAUAUACAUGUGUAGCUGAAAAUAUUGCUGGAGAACAUCGUAAAAGCUUUAAUUUGUUUGUGUCUG